Messenger RNA from Argiope bruennichi, 5156 nucleotides. It is a transcript of the gene EndoA, whose product is annotated as endophilin-A-like. The coding region runs from base 229 to 1506 and encodes 425 amino acids. Gene Ontology annotation, molecular function: protein binding. Gene Ontology annotation, cellular component: cytoplasm; presynapse; glutamatergic synapse. NCBI's taxonomy places the organism in Eukaryota, Metazoa, Arthropoda, Arachnida, Araneae, Araneidae. The transcript has 14 exons. The record is from RefSeq and is a predicted model, not a curated record. Gene Ontology annotation, biological process: synaptic vesicle uncoating.
UUCACACCACAACCAGAAGGGAACAUUUCUUCGUUUCUUUUCGCAAACGUUACCCGAUGGAGCGAUAUGACGCUAAAGUGAUAUGCUAAUUUGACACCACAGCGGAAAUAUUUGGAUUAUUCCACUGUCUAGGGAAUUUUGAUCCAAACAUAUUUCAAAGCUGUAACCCUCCCUUGCCUGCAGAAAGUCUACUCUUCUUGCUGUGAUUGAAAUUUAAAAAAUACAACGAUGGCUUUCGCAGGUCUCAAAAAACAAAUCAACAAAGCUAAUCAGUAUAUGAGUGAGAAGAUAGGAGGAGCAGAAGGAACUAAAUUUACUGAAGAGUAUACGGAGAUGGAAAGAAAAACAGACUUGACAAAUGAACUUGUUGAAGACCUUCUGAAUAAAACAAAAGAAUAUCUGCAGCCUAAUCCAGCUUCCCGAGCAAAAUUGAUGGUAAGUUCAAAGCUUCGCGGAGGAGCCAAAGCACAUGCAUAUACUCAGCCAGAAGGAACUCUAGGAGAAUCUAUGGUGAAAUAUGGCAAAGACCUAGGAGAGGAAUCACCCUUUGGUCUUAGUUUGAUUGAAUGUGGUGAAGCCUUGAAACAGAUGGCAGAGGUGAAAUAUGCACUUGAAGAUAAUGUGAAGCAAAAUUUUCUAGAGCCCUUGCAUCAUUUACAAACAAAAGAUAUAAAAGAUGUUAUGCAUCAUCGUAAGAAACUUCAAGGAAGACGACUAGAUUAUGAUUGCAAGAAACGAAGGCAAGCAAAAAGUGCUGCUCACACACCUAAUGCAGCAGGGGCACAUUUGAGCGAAGAAGAAAUUAAACUUGCAGAAGAUAAAUUCGAGGAGUCUUUUAAUUUAGCAUCAAUGGGAAUGUUCAAUCUUUUAGAAAAUGAUGUUGAACAAAUUUCACAAUUGGCUUCGCUGGCAGAAUCUUUAUAUGAUUAUCAUAAUCAAUGUGCAGCUAUCCUACAAAGUGCCGUAGAACGACUAAAUGAACAGAGAAAUGAAGCUGCUAGUCGUCCAAGGGAAACAUACCAACCUAAGAAACUUCAUGAAUUAAAUAUACCUUCCUUACAUGAUGACAUAUCUCCACAAGUUGAAUAUGGAGGUAAUUUAAAUGGUGGUACAGUAAUCCCUUCAAUAAAAGCUUCUCCAGCUCGUUCUCCUGCCGGCACUCCUGUCGAUCAUCCACCUCAUAAAUCUCUGUUUCUUGGUGGCCUUACUGCUGGAGGUGGCCAAACUUCGGCCACCUCACCUGGUCGCUCUCCUAACCGUUCCCCUAACGCAUCGCCACUACCCUCUCCUGUUCGUUCUCCAGCCAGGACUCCUGUUGUGCAACAACCUUGUGCUCAAGCUCUCUAUGACUUCGAACCUGAAAAUGAAGGAGAACUGGGCUUCAAAGAAGGUGAAGUUAUUACAUUAACUAGUCGUGUGGAUGACAAUUGGUUUGAGGGAACCAUCCAUAAUCGUACAGGCCUUUUCCCUGUCAACUACGUUCAAGUUCUGGUGCCAUUGCCAUAAUUUCAGAUCUUUUAUCUUUUGAAAUUAACUAUUGUGGAAGUGAGAUGCCAGUGAAAAGUAGUUCCGAACUUAUUUGUGUUGAUAUUGUUUGGUUUUCUUUUUUCAAAACAGCCUUGCCAAAGAUGUUUGCAGUUUUACAUUUAGUAACUAAACAAAGAUGCACUUAUUUGUGUAUGGAAUACAUUUAUUUCUGAAAUAACAAGUUGACUGCAUCAUAUUCAUAAAUAUUCAUCUGUAUUUUUAAGAAUUGCAUUUGUACAUUAAAUUGUUGCACUGUGCUCUUGUUUUUGUGUCUGAAAGUUCCUUUGUGUUAUUGGUUUGUGGCCAGUAGUUUUGCUCUUGAAAUGCAUGCAAUGAUUUAUGAUUUUGUUUUCUCUAAUUUUACAGUAUUACAUUACAGAUGUUUUACUAUUGACUUAAAUUUAUUUAUGUUAAUAUGACCACUAUAUUCUAACUGUAAGUGGACCUAUUUUAUUUAUUCAUAAUUUUAAUAGUGAUCGUGAGACAAAUUAUCAUGAACUUUUUGAUAUUUCAGAUAUAAAUUUUCAUGUUUCAAUUGUUAUAAGUUUUUGAAAUGUGCUGAUAUAAAUUGAAUGUUGUGUUUAUUCUGAUGAAACAUCUUCUUUGUCUGUGGAAUGAAAAUAUGUGUCGAUUCAUAAUUUUGUUUUCCUGUUUUUAGCAAUUAUUUAUUAAAAAGUAUAAAUUUUUCAUCAUCACAGUUUUCUCCUACCUCAUUUCAUUGUUUAAUUUUUGUGCAUGCUAAUUUGAAACACUGUCUGAAUAACAUAUUAUUAGAAAUCUCUAUAUAAUAAAUGUAUUUAUGUAUAAAAUUUUAAAACUUAUUAAAUUAAAAUAUGUUACAAAAAUUUAUUAAUUUGCUGUCUCUUUAUGUGUAUCACUUUUCUUGUGUGGCUGGUCCACUCACAGUUAUUUCAUAUUGCUAGAAAAAUUUAAAUAAUGGCAUUUCAGAAUUGAAUUUUUUUGUAUGUAUUGAAAUUGUGAAUUUAUUUUUAAAAUUUGCUAUAGCUAUAUAGCAUUGUAUUUUAAAUUGAAUACUUCAUUAAUGUAAUAUUUGAUCAUUAGAAGGAAAAAAAAAAAAAACCUAAAGAAAAUGAGCUCUUGUUAGAAACUGUCUCAGGUUACUUAAUGAUUAUAUCAUAAAUAAUAAAUUAGUUCAAACAAGUAUUGAAAUUGAUCAUUGUAAACUGCAUAAGGAAAUCUAUAAGAUAGCACUCUACACCUGAGACGCUACUUCCUUCCACUUCUAACCUUCUGUCCCUCCAUUAUUUACUGCUAGUUUGUGUUGAAAACAACAUUAGCUUUAGUGAUUGAAACAAGUCAUAAUAGGGGGGAAAUUAACGAACUUUUAGAAGUGAGGUAAUAAUCAAUUUUGCCAUAUUUUUGUGGAGUUUUUGAUUCUUAAAUUGUAUAGAAGUUGUGUUUGAAAGAUUUAUUUAUGUUAUCGUAAAAGUAUGAUUUAAAAUAUAGUUUUAGCUGUUUUGUUCUCUUUUUUUUUUUAAUCUAACAAAAAUCAUAUCAUGUUAGAUUUUUAAAAUUGUAAUUGCUUGUGAGGUGUUUCUGAAUGUUCUUAGAAACAAUAAGUUAGUUAUGCUGUGGCCAUGAUCGUAUAAUGGUAAUUUAAUGUUUUAAUUACUUUACUGUAACAAAAUGUAAAGAGAGAUGAUAAUUCAUUUAAAAAUUAUUAAUCACUGUUAAUUGUUUGUAAAAUGCACUAAUUUUCAUCUUUCUUUUUAUAUCUUCUAUUGCAUAUGGAGGUUAUAUAUGGCUUUUGUUUUUAAUCAAAGAUUUCAGGAUUCCAUUUAUUGAAUAACAUGAUGAAUUGGAAUGCAGUAAAGGAAGUAAAUGUGACGGUUUAAUUUUUCCGUUAAAAAUUGAUUAUGUCUAUAUGUUAUUAGUGCUAAUUACAAACAAUAAAAUUAUCUUGUUUUUAUGAAGAUUAAUUUCUUGAUGUUGUAAUGCUCUCAACUCAUUCUGCAGCUAAACAGUUUUCAAUUUUUUAUUACCUGUUAUUGUGAUUUAAAUCUUUGUUUAAGAUCUCUCGCAUCAAUAUUCAACAGUUUCAUGAAUGAAAGAAAUUUUACUUUUCUUAUGAAUAUUUCUCUUCUGCUGAUGAGCUAUUUGUCAUUGUAAAAUAUAUGUGUAGAAAUUCACUUUACUUUCGACAAAAUACUGUGUAUGUUAUCAAUCAUAGAUCUUUCAAAAUAGAGGUGUGUAUGGAAUGCAAUUUGUAGUUUUCUCUAAAAUUCAUUUAGACUCACGAAUAUAUUUUCAAGGAAGAACCUCACUCGAAGUCCGUGUCCCUGUCACUUUUCCUGUUCUUAUGCAUCUAGGUGUUUACUCUCUAAUCGUCUCAGAAAUAACUCUCUUGGUGUAGCAAUGUGCUUAUCAUACUUGAUGUCUGAUACAAUGUUCUAUGGUAUAUAUUCUGAUGGAACAAACAAAUUGAGCCAUUCUGAUAGAAGCAGAAGUUUAUAGUGGUGCUUUAAGGAUGGUGAUUGUCAACAUUUGCCUUCUCGGUGUCUUAACUUUCCUUCUCUGAGGGUAUUGUUACUGAAGCAGUUUGGGGGAUUAUUUUACUAAGCGUUGUUUAGAAAUGUAUGGUUUUAUAUUUAAUAAUGUUUGUUUUUAAGUUUUAAUGAGUCUCAAUGUUAAGUUUUAAUGAAUCUCAAUAGUUUAACGUGGUUUCCAUACUUUUUUAUUAAUUUCAGUCAGUUUUUACCCAUUUUAAAAACUGACACAUAUAGAAUUUGUAUUUAUUUUGAAAAAAAAAAUUAUUCAUACUGAUUUUGAUCUAUUUGUAACCAAAACUUGUCUAAAAUUAUAUUCUAAUAUUAAGCAGUUAAUAGAGAAAUAAAAAGGCAGGAAAGAGGAAUAAGAAAGUUAUUCCUGCUAAACAGAUAAUUUAGUUAUUAACAAAAAAUUUAUAUUACCCAAUUAAAUACAAAAAUUCUAAUUUUUAGAUUUUAUUCCAUUUAAAAGUAGUAUUUUGAUUACUUCAAAUUAAGGAAACCGCGUUUAACAUAUCUGUUGAUUCUGUCCUAAGACCUGAUAGUUAUAUGUAAUUUGUGGAGUACACAAAAGGUUGAGCAAUAAUAUUUUUCAUGUUUUAAUGUUAAAUUUGUUUUGAUGUCAUUUGCUGUAUAUUGGUCUGGUUUUUGAGGAAUUGAAUACAAAUAGAUAGAGAAAUAUUAAGGAAAGUUUUCAGUGUUGAUAAAGAAAAAUACAUGUUGUGCAUUCUUUUCUUAACUUUUUGAAGCUUGUAUUUUACAACUCAGAAGCAAUUUUUUAAAUUUGACACUUUAUUUUUUUGAAACGUUUCAAAUGAAUUAUCUAUUCCCCUAAGCAGAACUUUGUGCCAUUUGUAUAUUGUGUGUUUUAGAACGUUUCAAUAGAAUGGAUGUUAUUUUUAUUUGUUUUAAACUGGGGGAAAGUGCAUUGAUCUUUCCUAGAAAUUUGCAAUACUCUAUGUAAUUUAUGUGUCAUUCUUUUGGAGAAGUUUAUUGUUCAAAUAUUUUUCAGCAAUAAAUAUUUAAGAUAUCAUUCCCACUGAUCAAGUGUUGUUACAUCCACUAAAGAAAUUUGAUUGUUGAGUGAAAGUGAUGAAAUAAAUCUUAUGUAUUUAAUGAGCA